AUGGCAGCCGACGCAGUCAUGCCGCUCGAGAAAGCGCGGCACAUCAAGUACUGGCAACGCUGCCACAAGACCUUCCUCCCGCAUCAGUACACGUCGUCCGACAGCACGCGCAUAGCUCUCAGCUUCUUCAUCCUCGCCGCCCUCGACAUACUCUCCCCCUCCGAGCCGACCAAGGAUACCCCCCAUCUUCUCACACCCGCCGAUCGAGCUGCCGCGCGCAAGUUCGUGCUGGGUCUCUACCACCCCGGCGGCGGCUUCUGUGGCUCUCCGAACCAUGCUCUGCCGAGCGACUUAUACGCCGACUGGGAUUUUGGAAAGGGAACGCCCAAGACGAGGAACGCGAGCUCGGCGAAUCUGGCCUCGACAUACUUUGCGCUUUUGAUAUUGGCCAUCGUCGCGGACGGGCCAGAGGAAGCCAAGACCGCCUUUGCGGGCGUGGAUCGCGUUGCGACGUUGCGAUGGUUGAGGCGGCUGCAGAGGGCCGAUGGCAGCUUUGGCGAGCUUGUGCUGGACGAUGGGGCCAUUGCAGGCGGGAGAGACAUGCGGCUAUGCUUUCUGGCCGCCACGAUACGGUGGGCUCUAAGGGGGGAUGCCAAGGAGGAUGACGAGGACUGGGUGGAGGACAUUGACGUUGAUGGCCUCGUUCGGCACAUCCGCCAAGGACAGACCUAUGACGGUGGACUCGCUGAGAGCUCCCAUGCAAACGAGUCUCACGCUGGCUACGCGUGGUGCGCCGUCAGCGCGCUGGUCCUUCUUGAUCGACCCCCAGACCAGAGUGGAGCUCCGCAUGACAGCCAGAUACUUCAGCAAGGCGUCCCUGAUGCGUCUUUGUUGGUCAAGUUCCUGGUUUACCGCCAAUUCGAAUACCUCGAGAAAGAAGACGACUCGGACGACCCUGACCACGCCAACUUUGCGCUGCCUGUGUCAUUGAGUGAGCUGACAUUAGAUCCAAACCUGCGCUUCAUGCUUGGUCACACCGAUCUCAUUGACGCCGAGCCGUCACGACGCUUCAUCACCCGCAAAACACAACAUCUCAUCGGUGGAUUCUCCAAGUAUCCUGGAGGUCCGCCGGACAUUUAUCACGGCUUCCUUGGCCUAGCUGCCCUUGCCAUCAUGGGCGAUGCAGAUCUAAAGCCAUUCGAUGCGUCUAUAUGCGCAACAGACGCGACUGUGCGCAAUAUCAUAUUUGCGAGGAAUGGGCUCAUUGAGGCCACCAAGAAGACCCAACCUUGA
Molecule: messenger RNA, 1233 nt
Organism: Colletotrichum fioriniae
Lineage: Eukaryota; Fungi; Ascomycota; Sordariomycetes; Glomerellales; Glomerellaceae
Gene: CDC43
Product: geranylgeranyl transferase type-1 subunit beta
Biological process (GO): protein geranylgeranylation
Cellular component (GO): CAAX-protein geranylgeranyltransferase complex
Molecular function (GO): CAAX-protein geranylgeranyltransferase activity
Source: RefSeq, a predicted model, not a curated record